AAAAAGCGAGAGCGGGCGAAAUACUCGCGCCGCGGCGGCCCAGACCAAGCAAGGCUAAAGCGCCGUAGCCGGCUUUGCCCAGGCAGGAGUGUCACUCCUCCGCCGGGACUUGGAGCCCCGGACCCACCGGGCCGACGCCGCCCAUCCUCCCACGGGGCCCGGGUCGCCUUCCCAGACUGGCGCAGCUGGUUUCGGGGGCAAGGCGCCCCGGGAGCCUGACGAUGGCGUCGGGCCCGGGCUCCCAGGAGCAAGAAGGGCUCCUGAUCGUGAAACUGGAGGAGGACUGCGCGUGGAGCCAGGAGUUGCCUCGGCCCGACCCAGGGUCCAGCCUACAUUCCUCCCACCUGCGCUUCCGACGGUUUCGCUUCCAAGAGGCCGCUGGUCCCAGAGAAGCCCUCAGCCGGCUCCAGGAGCUUUGCCAUGAGUGGCUGCGGCCCGAGAUGCGCACCAAGGAGCAGAUCCUGGAGUUGCUUGUGCUGGAGCAGUUCCUGACAAUCCUGCCCCAGGAGAUCCAGAGCAGGGUGCAGGAGCUGCAUCCGGAGAGCGGCGAGGAAGCAGUUACGCUUGUGGAGGAUAUGCAGAGAGAGCUUGGACGACUGAGGCAACAGGUCACAAACCAUGGGCAGGGAACAGCAGUGCUUUUGGAGGAGCCUUUGCCUCUGGAAACAGCACGAGAGUCACCGAGCUUCAAGCUGGAGCCCAUGGAGACUGAGCGAAGUCCUGGCCCCAGGCUGCAGCAGCUGCUAGGCCCCAGCCCCCAAAGGGACCCCCAAGCUGUAAAGGAGAGGGCAUUGUCUGCUCCUUGGCUUUCUCUCUUUCCUCCUGAAGGGAACAUGGAAGACAAGGAGAUGACUGGGCCCCAGUUGCCUGAGAGCUUAGAGGACGUGGCUAUGUACCUCUCCCAGGAGGAUUGCAGGCAUCUGGAGCCUGGUAAGAGAGCCCUCUCCAGGGACACUGUGCAGGAGAAUUACAAGAAUGUGGACUCACUGGAGUCUCCAAUUCCCAAUCACGGGGCCCUGAGCACCCAGGUGGAACCAGGAGGAAAGCCAUGGGAUCCUAGGGUCCAGAGUUGCAAAGAGCGCCGGAGACCCCAAAGCCCAGCUGCAGAAAGAAAUCUGAAGAGGAUUUUUGCUUUUGCGAAAAUAGCAUUCCUGUGUAUAAACAGCUGACUUGGGGGCAUGUGCGUCCUGCUGAUGGUGGGCUUGGAAAACCAACUAGCAAAUUGAUCAGCACAAGAAUUCCUAUCUUUUCUUUGGAUGUCGGGAGCUCAAGAAUAACAAGGUGAAUUAAAGCCAAAAUACAUUUGUUUUGAAGCAUUUUCUUUCUGGCCUUCAAUCUAGCUUUUGAGCACUUUUUUUUUUUUUUUUAAUCAAAUAGCUUUAUUUUUUUUAAAUGUCUCUGCGUAGCAUUUCACUGACUUUAGUGAGUAGACAAUAACCUUGAUUUGAGGGAAGCAGAAAAUACAAGUAGCCCCUGAGUUAUGACAGGGUUCCAUUCCAAUGACUCCGUCCUAAGUGGAUUCGGAUGUAAGUCAAAUACCUCUUUUUUUUUUUUUUUUUUUUGAGUUUUCAUCAUUGCCUGAUAUACAGCAGUUUUUUUUUUUAAUAAUUUUUAUUGUGCUUUAAGUGAAAAUCUACAAAUCAAGUCAGCCUCUCACACAAAAACCCAUAUACACCCUGCUACACACUCCCGAUUACUCUCCCCCCAAUUAGACAGCCCGCUCUCUCCCUCCACUCUAUAUUUUCAUGUCCAUGUCGCCAGCUUCUAACCCCCUCCACCUUCCCAUCUCCCUCCAGGCAGGAGAUGCCAACAUAGUUGCUUUUAAGCACUUUUGAUUAAAAAUUGACUUUCAUGCUUGAAAGGGAGACUGACAUUUCCUUCUGAUCAUGUGGUGUAUACUAUGAGGGACUUAAAUGCGUUUCUUCCGCAAGAGGAAGGGUUUAAGGGCAGCUUUUUGCCUGACACUGGUACACCUGAGGAGGCAGUGGGAGUGGUCUGGGUAAGUUCAACUAUGACACGAAAUGGUUGAGGAAAAAUUGCUCAGACCACAAAAAAAAAUUCUGACCCUCUUCCCGUUAAUAUUAACAUUCUCAGUUCAUCAGUGAAACACGUUGAGUGUCCCAGAAGCUUCAGUCAGAAAUCAAAAGUGGUGACUCACAGGGAUCCAAACUUGCUUCAGGCAGAUAGUGCGACUUCCCCAGGCAGAAAGGGUGGGUUAGAAAAACAAUAAGUAUCUUCCUGAAAUCCAUACUUUGUAUGAGGAAUUAACUCUCCUUCCCCCACUCCCCCUUAAGGCCAGGAAAGCUCCUUUCCACACCUUGGCGUCCCUUCGAACUCGUAGGGUAAAGGCUGGCCAAAUGGCCCUUGAAGGAAUCCCCCGCUUUCCUGGUAGGGGUUCCGGGAUGUUGCCUCAGCAACCUGAACAAAAGUGGGCUGCUGGGCCUUGGCGCGGCUCUAUCCUCAGGAAUGACUUCUAGAACCAAAGACUUAAGUUUUCUCUCAGGCUUGGGGAAAGCCGUGGAAUCAGCGGUUCCCAAAGCCUGGAACCAAGUCAGACAUCUAAAGGGGUGGGUCGCCUCAGCGGCCCGAGCAGCCCGCCGGCCCUGCCACACCUGCUGUCCUGCUGUCGCAGCUGGAAAUGCGGUGGGGAGGCAGGAGCGUGCGCCUAGCGUCUUGCCCCGCCUCGCCCCGCCCCGCCCCGCCCCGCAGGUUCUGUAUGAUCCCUCCCUCCCUCAAGGUCGCUGGCUUCCUGCUUCUCCUUUGGUUCGACUCCGGUGUGGGGCACGACAGUACUACCUGAAACUCUCUGGCCCCUCAACUGUGCGUGUGCCAACCCGGUGCGGAGAGCGGGGUUCGGCAUAUGGGCCAGCCCUCAUGGUCAAACAGAAGGCCGGUUCCAGCGCCGUGAUGGGCGCUCUGAGAAGGCAGGGGGGAAAAAUGGGAUGGGCUUGGGGAAAGAGACGGAUAAGGGUCUGGCCAGGUGGGCCCAUAGGCCGCCUUCAGGGUUUGGGUGUUUGUCAGAAUGCGAUGGGAAGCUCACGGAGCAGGGCAGGCACUCACUACUCGUAGUUGUGUUUUUGGUACGCUUGUCCUGGCUACAGGUUAGGGAAAAGAUGGAAAGAGGGCAAGACAGGAGGGCAGGUAGACCAAAGAGGCAGGUGCCCUCAUCGAGGCAGGGGGUAAUGGUGGCCUGGACCAAGAUAGGGGCAGUGAGGAGGGACAAGUUGAGGCAGAGCUGAGAGACAUUCAGGUUUCUACUUGGGCAGGUGCUAAAUCUUGGGAUGACCCUCCCCCCAAAAAGGCCACUGAAAAUCUAGCUCUGACCUGUCUUCUGCUCUUUUCUGCCAGCAGCCCCCUAUUGCUACCAUCCAGGGCUCUUGCAGCUUCCCAGGGCAAUGCACUCACACCGAAGAGGUUGUGCUCAUUCCCCCUUUGGCCUGGCCUGGCUUGCCUUGUAAUUAAACUUUAAAGCCCAACUCAAAAGUUGCAUAGACCCUGUGGUAUUUCUCCUGCUAGUCAGCCAAGUGUUCUCAAAACCCUCUCCAUACUCAGCUCCAAACCUUAGCACGUUCAGCUCAGCUUAUUCAGGUCUGAAUCCCCAACACCAAGCUCAUGUACAGGAUGUUUCCAGAAGCAGUGAGUACUUUUGAAAAUGAUGGUCAUGCACUCUGGGAAUUACCAUUGGAAAAAAAAAAUGGAACUAGAGAGCUGUCCAAACAGCAAGGAUUGUGAACAGGACCUGGCAGUGUUUGUUCUGUUGUACAUAGGGUUACUGAGUCAGAAUUCACUUGAGGGCACCUAACAACAACAAAGAGGUGUCUAGUCCAGUGUCUUCACCUAACAUCCUUUUCAACUUUUUCCACAAACCAUUCUAUCCCAGGCUUGAAGUGUUUCAAAGGAGGCAAAGCACCAAGCUAGGGAAAAUUACUUAACCUCUUAACCCCACCCCUAGCUUGCUGUCAUUCUGGAUAAAUCUUUCCUUAAAAAAGAAAAGUCUCGCUGCUUGAUGUUAACGUCUCCCUUCCAGCUUCCAUUAGGAUGCAGAUUUAAUCAACCAAGGAAGCAUGAAGAAAGUCAAAAGGGUGACCAAUGGCAAUAUUUUUUUUUUUUUCCUGUAAGUUCUGGGUAGUAAAAACGAGAUGUAAAAAAAGAAAUAAGAAUAACUACUGAGUUGAUUUACAAGGUAAAAAUAUCACCAAUAACUAUAAUAAAAAAGGAUCCCACUUACAACAUACUUAGAAAUAACCUUAAUAAAAAAAUGAAUACUCUAUUAAAACUGUUUACAGUUUGAAUGGAGAGAAGCAACCCAAAUGUCAAUUCAAAUUAAUUUUAAAUUAUGGAUAAAUUUCCAAAGGAUUUAGUGUGUGAGGAAGGGAUGAAUAAAUUUUAUGCUGAAGUUGAUUUGGAAAAAUUAAUACGUUAGCUUGGACGCUUUUAAAAUGAAGAGUAAAGGGGCAGUUGCCUUAUCAGAUAUAAAAAGACAUUAAUUAGUGAUUAAAAUGGUAAGGUAUUUGUCAUGGAUUGAAUUAUGUCCCCCCCCCCAAAAUGUGUGUAUUAACUUGGUUAGGCCAUGAUUCCCAGUAUUCUGUGGUUGUCUUCCAUUUUCUGAUUGUAAUUUUAUGUUAAAGAGAAUUAUGGUGGGAUUGUAACACCACCCUUAUGCAAGUCACCUCCUUGAUCCAAGGUAAAGGGAGUUUCCCCCUGAGGUGUGGCCUGCACCACCUUUUAUGUCACAAGAGAUGAAAGGGAAGCAAGCAGAGAGUUGGGGACCUCAUAACACCAAGAAAGCAGCACCAGGAGCAGAGCGCAAUCCUUUGGACACAGGGUCCCUUUGCCUGAGAAGCUCCUCAACCAGGGGAAGAUUGAGGACAAGGACCUUCCUCCAGAGCCGACAGAGGGAGAAAGCCUUCCCCUGGAGCCAACACCCUGAAUUUGGACUUGUAACCUACUAGACUGUGAGAAAAUUAAUUUCUCUUCAUUAAAGCCAUCCGCCUGUGGUAUUUCUGUUUCGGCAGCACUAGAUGACUAUGACAGAAUUUGGUACUGAGUGGGUGGGGUGCUGCUCUAACAGAUACCUAAAAAUGUGGAAGUGGUUUCAAAACUGAAUGGACAGAGGAGUGACAGUGGCAUAGGGACAGCGCAGCAGAGAACCUUCAGCAGAAAAGAAGCGGCAACAGCAGAGAACCAGCAGCAGCGGAACCAGGAGACCAGCGUGCGUGACGCUGAACCCACCCACGGAACAAGAGAGCUGAGUGCCUGUGCGAGUGCCUGUGCUGCGAGUGCCUGUGCGCAGGAGGCGUCCUGGCGGAGUGGGGUGUCUCCAGGCACUUAUCGGUGGAGCUAGGCUUGCGGACGCACAGAGCCAGAGAACUGCUUGUGUUGAGGAGGCUUCCUCGCGGAGUGGGGUGCCUCCAGGCACUUAUCAGUGCAGCUGCUGAGCUCUGGAACACUUGCCCCAGCAGGACACAUGCAGGCAUGAGGCCCAAGGAGCCAAAAGCCCAAAAAACCAAGAAACAGAAGCUGAAGAGACAACAAAGACAAAUAGCUGAGCUGCCUCAGUCUCAAAAGGUAUGGCCAUGACUUCAGGGGUUUCAAAGGGUGGAGCCAUGGCCUCUGGUGUUUCUCUGGUAGAGUUGCCAUUCAGAUGGACUAAGAGAAUUGUGUGCCUAAAGCCGAGAGAGCAGAGUUGCUGUCCCAAUGGGCCUGAAGGUGUAGCUGAAGCCCAGGGCUGAGGGGCCUCCACUCAGAAUCUGGAGAGUGUGGCCAAUACCUAGAAUCUGGAGGGCAGGGUUACUGUGUAAAUUGUCUCAGAGAACAAAGGGUUAUUUUCAAAGCUUUGAGGGCUAAUGUAAUGUGCUCUGCUGACUUGCUUCCUGCCGGUUAUGCCUUCUUUUCCUCCCAGCUUCUUCUAUUUGUAAUGGAAAUGUCUAGCUUGAGCCUGUUCUGCCAUUGUACCCUUGGAAGCAGACAACUUGUAUUUCAGAUUUCACAGAUGAACAGGAAUUUUAGGAUUUUGGACUUGGAGUUAAGACUUCUGCUAUGAUACGAUGGGGUGAAUAUGUUUUGCAUGUUGCAAGGAUAUGAUUUUUGGGGGGCCAAAGGGUGGAAUGUCAUGGAUUCAAUUACAUCCCCCAAAACAUAUAAUGUGUUAAAUUGGUUAGGCCAUGAUUUCCAGUAUUCUGCGGUUCUUCUCCAUUUUGUGAUGGUAAUUUUAUGUUAAAGAGGAUUAUGUUGGGGGCAGAGCCAAGAUGGCGGAAUAGACAGACGCUUCUGUCGAGCCCUUACAAUAAAGACCCGAAAAAACAAGUCAAACGAGUAUAUUUGUGACAAGCUAGGAACCCUGAGCAUCAAAGGCAACCUCAGACAAGGAACUGAGGGGCAGGGGAGGAAGAGGACGUUCAGAAGUAGAGAGGAGUUACUGGACCUGAAUCACAGGGAGCCCUCAGGCACCAUUCUCAGAGUGGCGGCAGCGGCGGCGGCAGUGGCAGGCUGGUACCAGUGUUCGGCCACAGUUUCCUCAGGGAGAAGCAGCCAGCCACACAGCCUGCUUACACCUCUGGAACCUGAGGAGAAUGGCACUCCUGGCAAAAGCUAAGUACUUCCGUAUAUUUUACCGCCGCCCCCCCCCCCAACACACACCCAAGCCAGCUUCAGCAGCUAAAUCCCUGGGCCUGAGAUAGACCCUGGUGAGCACUUACAGCCAUCCUACCGGCCUUGGGGAAAGAAAAAAUUUCCACCUGGGGGGAAAAGAUAAUUUGCUAGCUCCAUUAACCAGGGGAGCUCAGGACACAAGCAGCUCCUGUCCAGACAUAAACCAUCUGUGGACCUUGAGCACCUUUCCCUUCUGCGUGGACCUGUGUGGGCCUAUUUUGGGAGAAUAGGCCCUUGUUGGCAAACUCCAACCAUUCAGCUGUGUGGUGGAGAGGUGGGUGUUUGACGUUUCACAUUGCUUUGCCUAUUAAACAAGGUCUUCACCUACCCGCAACAGGGACCUAAGAACUGGUGGCUCCACUCAGGUCACCCAGCCACCCGUGACAGGUGUCGAAAGAAAACUGGUACCUCCCAGUCCUUACAACCAAAAACUUUCGGUUUCCGUGGUUUGUCUGCAGAACCCACCCACCAGCACGCUCUAGGAACAGACACUCAUUUUCCUCAGAGACACUUGGGGGUCGGUUCUCAGCCCCCUGCCUUGUUCAGAGCAUAACCCCCUGCUGCAACCAGAUACCGAUAUAUACGCCAAUCACCCCUGCCCCUCUAAGACUGUAGGACAGAGCCUGUACCACACACUUGAUGAUCAGCUACCUGGAAACCUGAGCUGAAUUCAUACAAGAAAACUGAAUAGACUCCUAGACCAAUAUACCUGAUAACAGCUCUAGCCAGCUGGGGAAAGGACACCAGAGCUCCAAAGGUGAAAAUAAUCAAGCUAGCUCACUGAAGCAACCCAUAGGGGGAUACCAGAACAAAACAAAACAAAGCAAGUAGCUACGACACAGUAAGCAAGCAUAAACUAAUACAAUAACUUAUAGAUGGCUCAGAGACAACAGUCAAUAUCAAGUCACAUAAAGAAACACACCAAGAUCACCUCAACAGGCUCUCAAAACAAAGAAUGCAGGGAUCUUCUAGAUGAAAGUGCAUUCCUGGAAUUAUCAGAUGCAGAAUACAAAAGUUUAAUACACAGAACCCUUCAAGACAUCAGGAAUGAAAUGAGGCAAUAUGCAGAACAAGCCAACACACAGAUAAAGCAACUGAAGGAAUUAGAUUAUUCAGGAACAUAAUGACAAGUUUAAUAAGCUGGAAAAAUCCAUAGACAGCAAUCAGAAAUUCAGACGGUUAACAAUAUAAUUACAGAAUUAGAUAACUCAAUACAAAGUCAGAGGAACAGAAUUGAGCAAUUAGAAGCUAGAAUUUCUGAACUGGAAGAUAAAUCACUUGGCACUAAUUGAAGAAAAAUCAGAUAAGAGAAUUUUAAAAAAAUGAAGAAACCUUAAGAAUCAUGUGGGACUCUAUCAAGAGAAAUAACCUAUGAGAACAGGGAGGGAUAAUAGAAAAUACAGAAAAAAUUGUUGAAGAUUUGUUGGCAGAAAACUUCUCUGAUAUUGUGAAAAAUGAGAAGAUACCUAUCCAAGAUGCUCAUCAAACUCCACAUAAGGUAGAUCUUAUAAGAAAGUCACCAAGACAUAUUAUUCUCAAGUUUGCCAAAAGCAAAGAUGAAGAGACAACUAUAAGAACAACGAGAGAUAAACAAAAAGUCACCUACAAAGGAGGGCCAGUAAGAAUAAGCUCGGGCUACUUGGAAGAAACCAUGCAGGAAAGACGGCAAUGGUAUGACAUAUUUAAAAAAUUGAAGGAAAAAAAUUGCCUACCAAGAAACAUAUAUCCACCAAAACUGUCUCUUAAAUGUGAAGGUGAAAUUAAGACAUUUCCAGAUAAACACAAGUUGUGGGAAUUCAUAAAAACGGAACCAAAACUACAAGAAAUACUAAAGGGAGUACUUUGGUUAGAAAAUCAAUAAUAUUAGGUAUCAACCCAAGGCAAGAACACUGGGCAGAGCAACCAGAAGUCAACCCAGACAGGGAAAUCCAAAAAAACAAAGAUAAAAAAAAAAAAAAAGCCCAAAACACAGUAACAGCGAUGUUAUUUUAUACAAGAAGAAAACAUUAAAAUAAUAAAGAGGGACUAAGAAAUGUAAUCAUACACCUUCCAUAUGGAGAGGAAGAUAGAGCGAUACAAAAAAAUAAGUUAAUUUUAACUUUAGAAAAAUGGGGGUAAAUAAAAACGUAACCACAAAGAAGACAAACUAGCCUACUCAUCAAAAUAAAAUACAAGGGAAGAAUACAGACUCAGCAGAAACAAAAUCAACAACAACAAAUAUGAGGAAAGGAGACUAUAUAAAGAUAAUCAGCACAUAAAAUUAAGUGGGAAAAAGAAACUAUCAACACACAAAAAAGAUAUCAAAAUGAUAGCACUAAAUUCAUAAAAAAAAAUUACCUAUCCAUAAUUUCCCUGAAUGUAAAUGGGCUAAAUGCACCAAUAAAGAGACAGAGAGUGGCAGAAUGGAUUAAAAAACAAGAUCCAUCUAUAUGCUGCCUACAAGAGACACACCUUAGACUUAGAGACACAAACAAACUAAAACUCAAAGACUGGAAAAAAAUACAUCAACCAAACAACAAUCAAAAAAGAGCAGGAGUGGCAAUAUUAAUUUCUGACAAAAUAGACUUCAGAGUUAAGUCCACCACAAAGGAUAAGGAAACUGUAUAAUGAUUAAAGGGACAAUACACCAAGAAGAUAUAACCAUAUUAAAUAUUUAUGCACCCAAUGACAGGGCUGCAAGAUACAUAAAAUGAACUCCAUCAGCAUUGAAAAGUGAGAUAGACAGCUCCACAACAAUAGUAGGAGACUUCAACACACCAGUUUCGGUGAAGGACAGGACAUCCAGAAAGAAGCUGAAUAAAGACAUGGAAGAUCUAAAUCCCACAUCAACCAACUUGACCUCAUAGACAUAUACAGAACACUCCACCCAACAGCAACCAACUAUACUUUCUUUUCUAGUGCACAUGGAACAUUCUCUAGAAUAGACCACAUAUUAGGUCAUAAAGCAAGCCUUAGCAGAAUCCAAAACAUUGAAAUAUUACAAAGCAUCUUCUAUGACCAUAAGGCCAUAAAAGUAGAAAUCAAUAAUAGGAAAAGAAAUCAAACACUUGGAAACUGAAUACCCUGCCCAAAAAAGACUGGAUUAUAGAAGACAUUAAGAAUGGAAUAAAAAAAUUCAGAGAAUCCAGUGAGAAUGAAAACACUUCCUAUCAGAACCUUUGGGACACAGCAAAAGCGUGCUCGGAGGCCAAAUUAUAUCAAUAAAUGCACACAUCCAAAAAGAAGGGCCAAAAUGAAAGAAUUAUCCCUACAACUUGAACAAAUAGAAAGAGAGCAACAAAAGAAACCCACAGGCACCAGAAGAAAACAAACAAUAAAAAUUAGAGCUGAACUAAAUGAAAUAAAAAAAAAGAAAAACAAUUCAAGGAAUUAACAAGACCAAAAGCUGGUUUUUUGAAAAAAUCAACAAAAUUGAUAAACCACUGGCCACACUGACAAAAGAAAAACAGGAGAGGAAGCAAAUAACCCAAAUAAGAAAUGAGAUGGGCGCUAUUACAACAGACCCAACUGAAAUGGAUGAAUUCCUAGAAACACACUACCUACCUAAACUAACACAAACAGAGGUAGAACAACUAAAUAGACCCAUAACAAAAGAAGAGAUUGAAAAGGUAAUCAAAAAACUCCCAACAAAAAAAAAAAGCCUUGGUCAGGACAGCUUCACUG
Messenger RNA from Loxodonta africana (African savanna elephant), 10314 nucleotides. It is a transcript of the gene ZNF263, whose product is annotated as zinc finger protein 263. The transcript has 7 exons. The coding region runs from base 222 to 1169 and encodes 315 amino acids. The record is from RefSeq and is a predicted model, not a curated record. Lineage: Eukaryota; Metazoa; Chordata; Mammalia; Proboscidea; Elephantidae. Gene Ontology annotation, biological process: regulation of transcription by RNA polymerase II. Gene Ontology annotation, molecular function: RNA polymerase II cis-regulatory region sequence-specific DNA binding; DNA-binding transcription factor activity, RNA polymerase II-specific.